Molecule: messenger RNA, 1862 nt
Organism: Morus notabilis
Lineage: Eukaryota; Viridiplantae; Streptophyta; Magnoliopsida; Rosales; Moraceae
Product: intermediate cleaving peptidase 55, mitochondrial
Exons: 14
Coding region: 1-1818 (605 amino acids)
Biological process (GO): DNA integration
Cellular component (GO): mitochondrion
Molecular function (GO): metalloaminopeptidase activity; nucleic acid binding; manganese ion binding
Source: RefSeq, a predicted model, not a curated record
AUGGAUUUUGUUUCUGGGUUACCAAGAACUGUGAAGGGACAUGAUUCGAUUUGGGUCAUAGUGGAUAGAAUGACCAAAUCAUCUCACUACUUACCAAUGAGAAAAACUUAUACAGUUGAUAAGCUAGCAGAAAUAUACAUACAAGAGAUAGUGAAACUACAUGGAGUCCCACUUUCGAUAGUUUCUGACAGAGACAGCAGAUUUUCAUCGACAUUCUGGAAGAAGUUACAAGAAGGCCUUGGGACAAGAUUGAAGUUCAGUAUCGCAAUGCAUCCUCAGACAUACGGUCAAACGAAACGCACUAAUCAGACCUUGGAAGACAUGUUAAGAGCUUGCGUGUUAGACUUUCAUAGAUCGUGGAGUAGAUAUCUUCCUCUGAUUGAGUUUUCUUAUAAUAACAGCUACCAGGCUGUUAAACGUUGUACAUAUUGUACGAUAAAAGUUGUUGAUAUUGGACAACCAAGUCCUGCAUCUCAUCCACAGUUAUUGAAAGGAGGGGAGCUUACGCCAGGUACAAGUUCUGAAGAAUAUGUUUUGAGGAGGAAAAAUUUCUUGGAGCUUCUUCCAGAGAAGGGCUUGGCUAUCAUUGCAGCUGCCCCUGUAAAGAUGAUGACGGGUGUCGUGCCUUACACAUUUCGACAAGAUGCCGAUUAUUUGUACAUCACUGGCUGCCAACAAGCUGGUGGUCUGGCUGUUCUAGGCCAUGAGUGUGGUUUCUGCAUGUUCAUGCCCGAAGCAAAUUCUCAUGAUGUUAUUUGGGAAGGGAAAACUGCUGGAGUUGAUGAGGCUUUGGAAAUAUUCAAGGCCGAGAGAGCAUAUCCAAAGCGCAAAUUGAGGGAGAUUCUGCCAGAUAUGAUGAAGAGCUCGUCCACAUUGUUCCACAAUGUCCGUACAUCCAUACCGGCAUAUAUGGAUUUGGAGCCCUUCCAAAAAGCAGCUUACCAUGGCAAGGUUAAAGAUGUUUCAGAUAUUACUCACGAGUUGCGAUUGAUUAAGUCUCCUGCAGAACUUAAGUUAAUGAGAGAAUCCGCCGCAAUUGGUUGCCAGGCGCUUUUGCAGACAAUGCUUCACUCAAAGACGUAUCCUUAUGAGGCUAUUCUAUCAGCAAAAGUUGAAUACGAAUGCAAAAUUAGAGGUGCUCAGAGAAUGGCGUUUAACCCAGUAGUUGGUGGUGGGUCCAAUGGAAGUGUUGUACAUUAUUCUCGAAAUGAUCAGAAAAUUAAAGAUGGGGAUCUUGUUUUGAUGGAUAUUGGAUGUGAGUUGCACGGUUAUGUUAGUGAUCUUACUCGAACAUGGCCACCCUGUGGUAGCUUUUCUUCUCCUCAAGAGGACCUUUAUGAGCUGAUUCUGCAAACGAACAAGGAAUCUUUGAAGCUCUGCAAACCUGGUGCUAGUAUUCAACAAAUACACAACUAUUCGGUUGCAAUGCUGCGCAAAGGACUCAAUGAGAUUGGAAUCUUGAAAAGUGAAGCAAGCCAUUCUUAUCAUCAGCUGAAUCCAACUUCUAUAGGUCAUUAUCUAGGAAUGGAUGUCCAUGAUUGUUCAACAGUCAGUUAUAACCGUCCUUUGAAGCCAGGUGUUGUGAUAACGAUUGAACCGGGAAUCUAUAUCCCAUCUUCUUUUGAUGGUCCAGAGAGGUAUCAGGGCAUUGGGAUAAGAAUUGAAGAUGAGGUCCUCAUUACUGAUUCAGGAUACGAGGUACUCACUGCAUCAGUUCCAAAAGAGGUCAAACAGAUCGAAUCCUUGCUAAACAAUUUUUCUUAUGGAAUGGAGGUUGGAAUGGACAGACGUAACAAUACGAGAGUUGCUUCCAAGUGAUCUUCUUCGUCAUGGAAAAUGAAUCCGUAAGCCUAGACUCAUGU